Messenger RNA from Phytomonas sp. Hart1, 1158 nucleotides. NCBI's taxonomy places the organism in Eukaryota, Euglenozoa, Kinetoplastea, Trypanosomatida, Trypanosomatidae. The record is from the annotation of a GenBank genome assembly.
AUGCCGGCUUUCGAUGGGAAGAAAGGCGAUACGAGUGGUUUACUUUCAGCCAAGCCCCCCUCUCCACUAUUGACUAAGCACACUGCACCACGACCUUAUCAUCUUCGUGCGAUUACUACAGGAGUAUCUUCACAUACCCCUCGCAUAACUGCAACAAGGCAUCAUGUAUCUCCUAGAGCUACCGGUAAGAAGAAUAGCAGCCCUGUAGCCAGGUACGAGCCUUGUUCCAAAAGUCUGGGGAAUAGUUCUUGUCGUGCGGUGGAGGGCUUUUUAGGGGCUACGCCCUUACCAUCAUCUUCGAAGCCCCCCAACAUUCUCGAGGACCUGCUGCAGUGCCUCGUUCACGUGGAUGACCAGCUGUUGGAUGACAGUAUUGUAUGCUUAGUGAAGACGGCAUUGGCCCGGCUCAAACGGUGUCCGCACCCCCAUCGCGGCCCGAAGUCACCUCCAUGCCCCAUUACCUCAUCCCUACCACCACUUGAGGAGGCCGUGGUGGAGUGCCUGUGCAGGGCGUGCCGUGCCGCAACGGAGGACGCCGCCGAGGCCGUUCUCUCCGGUUUCUACUUGACACACAACACGGCGAGUUCUGGGCCUGAGGAGGCUGGGACGUGCUCGAUGCCCAUCUGCCCGGUGGUGGCGGCAUUGGGACAGUUACGGCUGCAGAGGGUCCUGGAAGGCUCUCGGCGCAACGCAAGCGAUGAUAUCGAGGACUGUCUGGAGUUGCUAGACGCGGUCGUGGGGCUUGGGCACCCCGGCGCGAUGGUUGGCAUUGCCCUCUGUCUGAAGAACGGACUAGGGGUCCCUUCGGAUCUUGAAGCCGCCUUGAUGUGGUUGAGCAAGGCAGCGGAGAUAGGGUACGUUCCAGCAAUGCACGAGCUGGGCAUAUUGUACGAGAAAGGGGCUGUCGCAGGGCCCGCGGUGCUGGAGGAAGACUGGGGGGAAGCAAUGCUGUGGUAUCGGAAGGCUGCCGUUGUUGGCCACAUACCUUCCCAACUCAACCUCGGUAAACUUCUCUUAUCUGCAGCUCAGCAACAAGCGGCGAUGAAUAUAGCCAGCGCUUUGGAGAUUCAGGAUAUGACUUCAAAGUCUCGAGAGUGGCUGGAGUGUGCCGCAGGGAGCGGCUGCAAGGAAGCAAGACGACUCCUUGAGCGUAUUUAG